Messenger RNA from Hevea brasiliensis (rubber tree), 2136 nucleotides. RefSeq names its product aspartyl protease family protein 2-like. The coding region runs from base 88 to 1893 and encodes 601 amino acids. Gene Ontology annotation, molecular function: aspartic-type endopeptidase activity. Lineage: Eukaryota; Viridiplantae; Streptophyta; Magnoliopsida; Malpighiales; Euphorbiaceae. Gene Ontology annotation, biological process: proteolysis. The record is from RefSeq and is a predicted model, not a curated record. The transcript is spliced from 2 exons.
AAGACCUAUCACUGUAUGAAAUGAACUCUCUUUACGCGAAGAGACUUUUGCUUAAAUUUUUAUUUAAUUCUUUUAAAAUGCAAGCAAAUGAAACAGGAAGCCAAGAGGAAGAACCCCAAGAAGGAGAAGUGGAAGAAGAAGAAGAAGACCAGGAUUUUCUCGUUGACCAAACAAGAAGUUGUGGUUGCCAUGUUGUCCAAGUUCCUUCUUGUUCUUCUUUUGCUCGUUUCUGGCGCUUUUGAAGCGAUUGCAAGAGUACAUGAGCACAAGACGAAUGUAAAUUCCAAUAUCUCAACUCUAGCCGGAAUCGAAUUGCCUGGCCAUAUGACCUUCAAUGCAGUUUCUUCUUCACCAGUAAAAUCAGAUUGUAGCCUCCCCAGGUCAAAAAAAGACCAACCAACAGAAUCACUAACUGCUCAAGAAGAAGAAGAUGACGAUGAUGAUGAUCUUUUUGUUUAUGUUGGUGGCGAUGAAGGAAAAGAUUCUAAGAAAACGGUGAGACUUGAGUUAAAGCGCAGGUACGGGUCGAUGAAUCAAGAAACUAAGGCAGAAGAAUCUUUCAUCGCUUCCACAACUCGGGAUUUGACCAGAAUUCAGACUCUACACAAGAGGAUCAUAGAAAAGAAGAAUCAAAAUGCCGUUUCAAGACUAAAUAAAGGUUUGAAGCAGGAAAAGAAAGAGCUGAAGCAACCUGUGGUUGCCCCAGCAGCAUCCCCGGAAUCUUAUGCAACUGGGAUUUCCGGGCAACUCAUGGCGACCUUGGAGUCAGGGGUGAGCCUUGGCUCUGGAGAAUACUUUAUGGAUGUUUUUAUUGGUACCCCUCCCAAACACUUCUCUUUGAUUCUUGAUACUGGUAGUGAUCUUAAUUGGAUUCAAUGCGUUCCUUGUCUUGAUUGUUUUGUGCAAAAUGGGCCUUAUUAUGAUCCUAAGGAGUCAAGUUCUUUUAGAAAUAUAAGCUGCCAAGAUCCUCGGUGCCAUUUAGUUUCUUCCCCUGAUCCUCCCCAGCCUUGCAAGGCUGAGAAUCAGACAUGUCCUUAUUUCUAUUGGUAUGGUGAUAGUUCAAAUACAACAGGUGAUUUUGCGCUAGAAACCUUUACUGUUAACCUUACAUCACCUGCUGGGAAGUCAGAAUUUAAGCGAGUAGAGAAUGUGAUGUUCGGUUGUGGUCAUUGGAAUAGAGGCUUGUUUCAUGGGGCUGCAGGGUUGUUAGGACUUGGAAGAGGGCCUCUUUCCUUUGCCUCCCAGCUUCAGUCUCUAUAUGGCCAUUCCUUUUCAUAUUGCCUUGUUGAUAGAAACAGUGACACUAAUGUUAGCAGCAAAUUGAUUUUUGGGGAGGAUAAGGACCUCUUGCGUCACCCUGAGUUGAAUUUCACUUCAUUGGUUGCUGGUAAGGAAAACCCAGUUGAUACAUUUUAUUAUGUUCAAAUAAAAUCGAUCAUGGUUGGAGGAGAGGUACUAAAUAUACCUGAGAAGACUUGGAAUUUGUCCUCUGAUGGUGCUGGUGGUACGAUUGUGGAUUCUGGCACUACACUAAGUUAUUUUGCAGAACCAGCUUAUCAGAUCAUAAAGGAUGCAUUUGUGAAGAAGGUUAAAGCCUAUCCAGUAAUAAAAGAUUUCCCAAUACUGGAUCCUUGUUAUAAUGUCUCUGGGGUUGAGAAGAUGGAGCUGCCUGAAUUUGGAAUCCUAUUUGCAGAUGGAGCAGUGUGGAAUUUCCCAGUUGAAAACUACUUUAUUCGUCUCGAACCUGAGGAAGUUGUUUGCUUGGCAAUUCUGGGGACUCCUCAAUCUGCUCUUUCCAUAAUUGGAAACUAUCAGCAGCAGAAUUUCCACAUCUUAUAUGAUACAAAGAAUUCUAGGCUGGGAUAUGCACCAAUGAACUGUGCAGAUGUAUAACAUUUUUCUACGAAUGAAAUGGUAGCUAGGGGGAGAAGCAGCACUCAGUCAUUGGUGUUUCUUGGGGGGCAAUUUUUGGUUUUCCUUUCAAAACAGGCCUAGCAAUAGCAUACAGAAAGUUAGAUUCAUUAUUAUUUUUUUCUUUCUUUUUUCACAUAAUUAUACCAUAGACAUGACUGUAAUCUGCCUCACUAAGUGUAUCAAUACAGUUUUAUGCAUUUUUAAUUACUUUUUGUUUUCUCA